AUGAAGUCUGAAGUGGGAGCUGCCCAGGGUGAUCACUUCCCAAGCAGAAAGCAAAGCCUCAUAGAGGAUGCAAGAAAAGACAAAGAAGCCUCGGAAUCUGCUGCAAAUUUGUCUCUGUCAGACAGUGAAGAUCACAGAGAAGGGAGCUGUCCCUGGAGCUUUAGAUUUACCAUCAGGCACUCCAGCACCUAUGGGAUCUCCAAUAACCUGAGCAUAUUUGAGCAAUAUGCAGCUCAUAUCUAUCACGUUGAAACAAGAACUGUGAAGAGGCUCUCCAAAAACCAAACUGACAGCUCGCAAUGUUUCGUUAGAUGUGAAAUUCCCAAUGCUUCCUUCAGCUAUCUGAUGGGCUCUUUAAAAAAGGUCGCUGAAGAUGUGAAAGCUGUCAAGGAGGAAAAGUUGCCUUCUUUCCCAAGGAAAUUACAAGACCUGGACAUGUGCCAUCACCUGGUUAUUAAAUUUGAACCAGAUCUUGAUAAAGACCAUCCUGGUUUUGCUGACCAAGAAUACAAGAAUCGCAGAGCUUACUUUUCUGAGCUGGCUUUCAAUUAUCGAGAUGGAGAACCCCUGCCAAGAAUUGAAUAUACCCCUGAAGAAAAUGAAACAUGGAGACAAGUUUAUAAAAUGUUAGUCAGUUUAUAUCCUAAUUCUGCAUGCAAGCAGUACUUAGACGCUUUUCAACAGCUGGAGAAGCACUGUGGGUUCAGAGAAGAAAAUAUACCACAGCUUCAGGAUGUGUCAUGUUUUUUAAAAGAUAGAACUGGGUUUACCCUUAGACCAGCAGCAGGUCUGCUUUCUGCUCGGGAUUUCCUUGCAUGUCUUGCUUUCCGAGUAUUUCCAAGCACACAGUAUAUAAGACACCCCUCAUCAGCCAUGCACUCACCAGAACCUGACUGCUGUCAUGAAUUGUUGGGCCAUAUUCCAAUGUUAGCAGACAAAGAAUUUGCACAGUUUUCACAGGAUAUUGGUCUGGCCUCUCUUGGAGCAUCUGAUGCAGAUAUUGAAAAAUUAUCAACUCUGUACUGGUUCACUAUAGAGUUUGGGCUGUGCAAGCAAACUGGAUCCAUCAAAGCCUAUGGAGCAGGACUCUUGUCCUCAUAUGGAGAACUUACGUAUGCAUUAUCAAACAAGCCAGAACUUAAGCCCUUUGACCCUGAAGUAGCCGCAAUUCAGCCAUAUCAGGACAAUUCCUUUCAACCAGUUUAUUUUGUAUCUGAAAGCUUUGAAGAUUCCAAAGCUAAACUCAGGCAAUUUGCAAUGAAAAUGAAGAAAUCCUUCUCGCUCCAUUAUGAUCCCUUCACUUGCCGUGUCGAAGUUCUGGAUUCCCCACAAAAAAUCAAGAAUACACUUAAUAACAUAAAAGAUGAGCUGGACAAUCUGUGCAGUGCAGUGGACAAUUUUCUGCUUAACUAUGAAAGGAAAGAUGUCACUGAUAGACCUUAG
This is a messenger RNA of Bombina bombina (fire-bellied toad), 1443 nucleotides long. Its product is annotated as tyrosine 3-monooxygenase-like. The record is from RefSeq and is a predicted model, not a curated record. Gene Ontology annotation, biological process: dopamine biosynthetic process from tyrosine. Gene Ontology annotation, molecular function: iron ion binding; tyrosine 3-monooxygenase activity. Gene Ontology annotation, cellular component: axon; perikaryon; cytoplasm. NCBI's taxonomy places the organism in Eukaryota, Metazoa, Chordata, Amphibia, Anura, Bombinatoridae.